AAAAGUAGUGUAAAAAAGACUUCUUUUUCUUUCCCAAUAUCUCCCUUUCUUACCCUAUCUAUCUAUCUAUCUAUCCAUCCAUCUCCUUUUUCCUUUCUUCACUCCUGGGAAAGUGCCAAUGGUUUUCUCUACGAUUUAAUAGGGUUUAAGCUUCAUGUUGAAACGGCGUCGCAUUGUAUUAGGGGAAGAAGAAGAAAAACACCCCCCAAACAAAAAGUCACGUGCUUUAUUGCCGCUUCUAGGAUUAUUCUUGUGAGAUUUUGGAAGAUGGGUAUGGUUGAACAGGCUGCUUAUUGGGAUGGGAUUGCGGGUGGAGGGGAUGAAUAUGACUAUGACAAUGUUAUGGACUUCCUUAAUGGUCUUGAUUUUCCCCCGGAAGGCUUGGAAGGGGAUGUGGCCUUUAUUGAUGAUUUUGAUGCUAGUAAGUUGGGGCCAAUCCCUUCUGAUGCCCUAACGGGUUUACUCCCGGUUCCACAAAACAACUUCUCGAAUGCAGCACUCAAGUUGAACCCUUCUGUGGAUAGCGUUUCACAAGGCACACAGCUGCUGAAUGAUGUUGAUGAAAACUCCAGUAAAACCCUUCUUGCUCAGAAUAAAUAUUCUGCUGCGCAGGAGGCUGCUAUGUUCCAGACACAAAGCCCGGUUUCUGUCCUCGAGAGCAGUGCCUCUUGCUCAGGUGGAAAGGCCAUCCCAGUCAAAACCGGCAUUGCUGUUCCAGUACGAACUCGAACCAAGCGCACCCGACCCUCCACCAAUCCAUGGCUGUCGGCAUCUCUUAUAUCUUCUGCCUUUGACAGAAAAACUUCAGCUGCCAAAAGGAGAAGAGAGAGGAAAUUGCUGCAGAAGUCGAUUGCGGUGAAGGAGGCAAGAUACACCAAUGGGCGAGCCAACGACGCAUUAGAUGCAUUUGUUAAAAGAUGCACGCACUGCGAAGUUACAAAGACGCCACAGUGGAGGGAGGGACCAAUGGGCCCAAAGACACUAUGCAACGCGUGUGGGGUCCGGUAUCGAUCCGGGCGCCUUUUUCCUGAGUACAGGCCAGCAGCUAGUCCGACGUUUACCCCUUCUCUGCACUCGAACUCUCACCGGAAGGUCGUAGAAAUGAGAAGGAAAGCUGUGCAGGGAGAAGGCAUAGUGGAGAACUCUUGCAAGAAGGUUUCGGAGAUGGCAUUCACUGCCAUGAACGACCCUCCGAUGUCGCCUCUACCGGAAUUCGUUCCUAUGAGUAACUACCUGUUUGAUUGCAUAUAGUGAGUGAUGAGAAACAGUUUCAGUUAGGGGAUUUAAUGUUUUAUUCAUUUUUAAACAUUCCAUUUUUCCUAUUUCUAAGGAAGGAAGGCAGGUUAGUAGAGUUUUCAGUGUUUUACAAACUGGAAUGAGGAGUAGUAGGUUAGCAUUAUGGUUGGAUGGAAGGAAGUAGCUUAGACCCAAAAACACUGAAACUGAUGUUUAGAAGAGAUGCUGCUGCUCUGCUGUAUUAGAUGAAAUUUUAGGACUUAGAUUGUUAGUUUGAGUAAUGAUUAAUGAUUAAUGAAUUCCCUUGAUUACAAUUUUUUUA
Ipomoea triloba (trilobed morning glory) is the source of this 1558-nucleotide messenger RNA. RefSeq names its product GATA transcription factor 7-like. Gene Ontology annotation, molecular function: zinc ion binding; sequence-specific DNA binding. Lineage: Eukaryota; Viridiplantae; Streptophyta; Magnoliopsida; Solanales; Convolvulaceae. Gene Ontology annotation, biological process: regulation of DNA-templated transcription. The transcript is spliced from 4 exons. The record is from RefSeq and is a predicted model, not a curated record. Bases 268 to 1251 code for a protein of 327 amino acids.